AUUGACAGGCCUAUCCAUGACCAAAUUGGUGACAUUGGUGACAAUCUUCUCAGGUUGAGUUCUUCGGUGUAAUCUAAGCUAUACUCACUCGCAACAUUCUGAUAGCUAAUACUUGCUUGGCGAAUAAAAAUCUCUACCGAGGAUGAAGAGCCUUUGCGGGGCUUCCAAAGAUGAUAAAUUCGUAGAAUUUUGGAAGAGAGAGAUUGGCUUAUCGGUCUCCAGAACUUUCUCUCGCCGAAUCGCGGCUUCCGAGGGUGUGGUGAAACAACUUGAUUUGUAUGGAAAAUUAAAAGGUCAUCAGGGAUGUGUUAACACAAUCAGUUUCAACUCACUCGGCGACACUCUGGUGUCUGGCUCGGAUGACAAACAAGUAAUUUUGUGGGACUGGGCAACAAAGACAUCAAAAUUAUCAUAUCCAUCAGGCCACUUUGAUAACAUCUUCCAGGCCAAGUUCAUGCCAUUCACCGAUGAUCGUAACAUUAUCACUUCAUCUGCUGAUGGCCAGGUUAGGCUUGGCCAAGUGUUAGAGAAUGGUGAUGUAGACACAAAGAGGCUGGCAAAGCACGGAGGUCGAGUACACAGUCUUGCUGUGGAACCGGGAAGCCCAUACAUAUUUUACAGUUGUGGUGAAGAUGGGUUCGUUCAACAUUACGACCUUCGAAGCAAUUCUGUCAAAAAGCUCUUUCGUUGCUCACCGUUAGUAGGAAACAACAAACAGUCCUCAAAUGAUAGCAUACGGUUGAACGCUAUUGUUAUUGACCCGCGGAAUCCCAAUUUUUUCGCUGUGGGAGGCUCUGAUGAAUUUGCACGUGUAUAUGACAUCAGAAAAUGUCAGUCGCAUGCAAAGACCACCAAUCCUUUAAAUGCAUUUUGCCCUCGUCAUCUCAUCCAGACAAAUGAUUUUCAUGUAACGGCAUUGGCGUACUCUAACACAAGUGAAUUGCUCGUCUCCUACAACGACGAACUGAUAUAUCUGUUCCAGAAGAACAUGGGGUUGGGUCCUGAUCCUCCUUUAUCUGCGGCACGUGAAGAUAAAAGUAGCAUUGAAGAGCCUAUGGUUUAUUCAGGGCAUAGGAAUUUGCGGACAAUCAAAGGAGUGAAUUUCUUUGGCCCAAAUGAUGAAUAUGUUAUUAGUGGGUCCGACUGUGGUCACAUAUUUAUGUGGAAGAAGAAGGGAGGAGAGCUUGUCCGUCUGAUGAAAGGUGAUAAGGACAUAGUAAAUCAGCUUGAGUCUCAUCCCCAUAUUUCUCUUCUUGCUACCUCUGGGUUAGAAAAGAGUAUUAAGCUGUGGGCUCCCUCAUCAAAGGACAUAACUCCAUUGCCAUGUAAUUUUCAAGAGAUAAUGGAUGCCAAUAAGCAAGGCAGAGAGGGCCCUUCGCUGGUCACACUUACCCCUGACAUGAUAUUGCAUAUUUUGCAUUUGAGUAGGAUGCAAGCAAUGCCUUUUCUCGAGGAACACUAUGAGAGAGGGGAGGCUGCGGAGAGUGAAGAAGAAGGUGGAGGUGGUGAUGAUGCUAUUGAUUUUGGAUAUUCUGAAGAUGAUGAUUCCGAGGAAGGAGGGAAUUCCAUAGAGUGUGACGUCGGCUAGAUCAAUGGGUUUAAUUAUAUAGUUUAUGUAAGCAUUAUAUUUGAAAGCAACAAAUAGUUGCAUGGUUUUCCUGUAUAUUUUCUUACCUUCCUAAAAUGAAUGUCUAUUAUUAUGAUUUAGGGAUAAGGGUCAGAUAGGGCCUCGAACUUGAAAAAAAUGUCAAAUAAGGCCAUAUUUAGGAUGCUCUGUCCGGCCGACGCCAUUUGGGGUGUUUCCCGGUGGAAUUUUUUGAUGAUUUUUUUUGAGAAUCUUAUUCAUUAAGUCUAGUUUACUCAUAUCAAAUUUGAACUAACAAUUCAAUCGGGAAGGCAUUCAAAUGAAUUCAUGAAGAUAACUGCGCUUUUAACGGUACAGUUAUCUUCAAGAAUUCAUUUGAAUGCCUUCCCGAUUAAAGUUUUAGUUCAAAUUUGAUAUGAGUAAACUAGACUUAAUGAAUAAGAUUCUCAAAAAAUUUCAUCAAAAAAUUCUACCGGGAACCACCCCAAAUGGCGUCAACCGGACAGAGCAUCCUAAAUAUGGCCUUAUUUGACAUUUUUUUUAAAGUUCGAGACUCUAUCUGACCCUUAUCUCUAUGAUUUAUGAUCAUAGUCAUCUUCCUCCAGUUCCGAC
Molecule: messenger RNA, 2197 nt
Organism: Cuscuta epithymum
Lineage: Eukaryota; Viridiplantae; Streptophyta; Magnoliopsida; Solanales; Convolvulaceae
Source: the annotation of a GenBank genome assembly